UUUCAGGCACGCAAAGGACAGCUAAACCUCGCCGCCGUAUAUUGUGGGGUCCUUAAGCGUCAGACUGCUGCUUUCUCUGGACAGCAUCUUCGGCAAUGGCGGAUUACGAUAACUACGAUGACCGGGAUCGGGCUUACGGGAGCUUCGGCGGAGGAAGAGGACCCAGAGGAGGAGGUGGUGGUUCAGGCGGACCCCGAAAGCAAAAGGAUCUCCCCACAGAGCCCCCUUACACAGCGUACGUCGGCAACCUGCCCUUCAACACAGUGCAAGGAGACAUAGAUGCCAUUUUUAAAGACCUCAGUGUCAGGAGCGUUCGACUAGUCAGAGACAAAGAGACCGACAAGUUUAAAGGUUUCUGUUAUGUAGAGUUUGACGACCUGGAAUCUCUAAAAGAGGCUUUGACGUAUGACGGUGCUCUACUAGGAGAUCGAUCUUUGAGGGUGGACAUUGCAGAAGGCCGAAGGCAAGAACGUGGCGCCGGAGGCUUUGGCUUCCGAAAAGACGACAGAGGUACUGAAUUUAAUGGCCGCGGUGGCUCACGCGGGGCCAGAGGAGGGGGACGUGACCCCAGAGACGACUACGACCAUUCUGGAGGAGGUGCGCCGUCUGAUUUGGGAUUUAGAGAUGACGAUUUCAUGGGUGGGAGGAGUCGAGGAGGUGGUCGCCCUGGAGACAGAAGGGGUGGCGCCGGUGGUGGAGGCGGAGGCAUGGGACGCUUCAGAGAUGGACCUCCUCCUCGUGGAGGCCAGACAGACUUCAGAGAACCCUCUGACGAGGAAAGAGCACAAAGACCAAGGCUACAGCUGAAGCCCCGUACGGUGGCGGGUCCCCUCAACCAAGUGGCCAACCCCAACUCGGCCAUUUUUGGGGGUGCCAAACCCAGGGAGGAGAGUUAAUGUGUCAGUGUGGCUGCAUUAUUCAGGAAGGCUAUACUGGACCGGCUUUGAUCACCAAAAAUCUUUCAAAGACUUCUCCCAGUGAAACGCAGGCAGGGGCACGAGGUGCUGGUCUCCUCUUGAAUCCUAAACGAGCCCUCAUCCGAUUGGCUUAAAAGCACAGAGGUAGGGCCUCUAGAAAAAGGGGGUGGAGCGUAGUCCAACUCGGCCCCUGUCUGCUGUCCCAAACUCCGCCCUCGCACCUCAAAGAACCAAAACUUGGAGGACAACAUCUCCAGGUCGAUUGCAUUCUGUUUAAGGACUUCACGAUCUCUCCCUUUCUAAAGUAUCUUUGUGUUAAAGCCAGACAUUUCGAAUUUGUAGACGCGCAGGAGUAAAACCUGCGAUGUCGUUUUAUAUUUUUCUCUUUAAAUUUCUUUACUGUGUUUGAAAAUUAAAACUUUUGAGCUUGUCUUAAUUAAACGAUUUCAAAGCGAA
Misgurnus anguillicaudatus (oriental weatherfish) is the source of this 1373-nucleotide messenger RNA. It is a transcript of the gene eif4h, whose product is annotated as eukaryotic translation initiation factor 4h. Gene Ontology annotation, molecular function: RNA binding. The record is from RefSeq and is a predicted model, not a curated record. Lineage: Eukaryota; Metazoa; Chordata; Actinopteri; Cypriniformes; Cobitidae.